GUUGCGUUGUUUCCAUAACAACUACGUGCUAGUUUCAAACAAACUUUGUUUGCGACGGGCUUUCUAACUUCUCCGAAGCUGCUUCCUUUCCAUAAAUUUUAAGCCCAGGUCAGUGCGGUGGGCUCUGUGACUGGCUGAAGAAAGACCCUUUCUGAAACCAAGGCAUCAUGGCAUGUCUGACCGUAGAUCUCAUUGCUAAAUCUGGAAAAAACUUCAAAAAGAGAAGGGGCAUCUCUCUUCUGCAAUACCUGAAGACCCUGACCCAUCUCCACUUUUCCAACAGGAACAUUGAAGAGAUUGGAGAUCUGUCCAUGUGCGGGAACCUCACUGUGCUUUACCUGUUUGAGAAUCGCUUAACAAAGAUUUGCAGCUUGGACUUUGCCUCCAACCUCACCCAUCUGUAUCUGCAGAACAACAACAUCACUCAUAUGGAUAAUCUCUCCAACCUGAAGAAACUCUCCAAACUGUAUCUGAGUAGGAACAGAAUUUCAGUGGUGGAGGGUUUGGAGGAGCUCCGCGGACUCAAAGAGCUUCAUUUGGAGAAUCAACAGCUGGAGCCAGGGGACCAGUUGCUCUUUGACCCCAUGAGUGUCCUCGCUCUUGCUGAAUCUCUUUGCGUGCUGAAUAUUAAUAACAAUAACGUUGAGGACAUCAAAGACCUGUCGGUGCUGAAGGAACUCGAACAUUUUUCUGCUGCUAAGAACAAGUUGCUUCAUAUUGACGAGUUGGAGAACGUGUUUGAGCUCUGGUCCAAGCUGCUCAUAUUGGAUUUGAAUGGAAAUCCUGUGUGUAAACAACGAAAGUACAGAGAUCGCCUUAUAGUUGCGUGCCAAAAACUUGGCACUCUCGAUGGUAAAGACAUUAACGAGAUAACCAGGCAAUUCCUUGUUAACUGGAAAGCAGCAAAAGAAAGCAAAAAGAGAAAAAACAAGAAUCCAAUGUUGACUUGGCCCGUGGUUGCUCAUCCUCCCUCAGAUGACUUUGGGUUCGCAGAGUCAGAGCCGAGUCAGAGUUCACAUCCUCUUCGGAUCUACCGGCCCAGCGACAUGCAUCGCGGGGAGCCACAGGAGCCUCUUCGGCCCUUUAUAUCGGUUCAAAGUCAGUCCAUAAGUCCAAUUUCUGAGGUCAUCAGUCUGAGGUCCUGAGAAUCCCUGCUAUAUUCCAACACAGCGCGGCCCUGUUUUGUCUAAACACCUUUCAUCUUUAAGCCAUAUAUUCUGUAGCUGCAGUGGGUAAAAUUCAUGGCAUAUCCUCUAAUGAGUAAAACAGCAGUUCUUCUUCUUUUUCUUCUUCUUCUAGAUUUUUAGUUUCUGUACAAAUAAAUCAUUUGCAACUCA
Molecule: messenger RNA, 1337 nt
Organism: Gambusia affinis (western mosquitofish)
Lineage: Eukaryota; Metazoa; Chordata; Actinopteri; Cyprinodontiformes; Poeciliidae
Gene: ppp1r42
Product: protein phosphatase 1, regulatory subunit 42
Exons: 8
Coding region: 168-1145 (325 amino acids)
Molecular function (GO): protein binding
Source: RefSeq, a predicted model, not a curated record